UCAGUUCUCAGUGACAUUUUAAUGAAUAAACAUUCAAACAUUUUGUCAGUUCAUUAUCAAUUUAAAAUUAUAGGAAUUUUCAUGUCGUUAAAAAUAAGUUGAAUAAAGUGCAAAAAUGGAUUUAAGUCAUUACUUUCCGGCAAGAUUAAAAAGGUUUUUGGCCAUUCAAGAUGAAAAUUUUAGGAUGAGAAAUGAAGACAUUGAGAUGGUCGUUGUACCUAAACCUAAUAAUGAUGAUCAUUUUGAAUCUGAAUUGACAAUUGCUGACAAUUUUGAAUUUAUUGAAAGUUUAAUAACCUUUUUUGAUAAUUCUGAUGUGACAAACUUGCUAAAUGAUGCCAAUAAAAUACUAUUGUUCAAGCUUCAAGUCGAAGAUAUUUCGAAGAAACCGACCGCAACAGAUCUUGAAGAAUUGGGACGAAAGUGUGCAAAUAAUUCAGUUGUCAUUUAUUUAACUACAAAGAAUGAUUACAAAUUUUAUCUUUAUUGGAAAAAUAAAGAAAUUCAACAUUUUUUGGCACUGAAAGUUUAUGAAGAAUUAUAUUUAAUGAACGACACCAAACUUUUUGAUUUCCUUACAAGUUUUUUGAUGAAUUCAUUAAAGCGAGGACAUUUAGGUCUUCACAAUGCUGUUCCGAUCCAUCCUGACUCGAACACAUUUGAACUAUAUCUUUGGGCUGAUCAUCGAAACUACAACUUAUUAUUAAUUGCUGCUGAACUUGGAGAUUCUUAUAUAGUCAAUUUUAUGCUGAACGGUGGAUUUAAUACAGAAUUUCACGGAACAAAUGCACAAACUUUGGCAUGGAAUGGACAACAUUUUGACAUUUUGUUAAAACUACUUGAGUCUAAUUUGACUUAUCCGUAUAUGAUAAAAAUCGACGAAUGUCCUGAUGACAUCAGAAAAUUCAACAAAAUUAGUCAAGAUUUAAAUGAUGCAAUGAUAGCAAGAAAUUCUGAAGACGUGAUUAAAAUACUUUCCGAAAAUAAAGGAAUGACUCAUUUUUACAACUUAGAAAAUGAAUCGGCUCCAUCAUUUGCAUUGAAAAAUAAGCUGUUUGAUAUGUAUGCACUUUUAAUAGCUAGAGAUGUAAGAUUUGGACCACAUGAAAAGUUUAGUGACAUAAAAGAUAAAUUAACUGAAAAUGAACGAGAAAAACUUAAAGAAAUUCAUUACAAUGAGUCAAAAUUUCCUCCUGAUAAUCAUAUGCAUGUGCUAUUGUCAAAUUCUCGUCUAGGACGUGGAUCAUCUGAUCAAGAAAAAAAAUUUAAAAUCAUACAAAAAGCCUUUGAAGUUUUAAAUGAAAAUCCUUUUGUUCAAAUCAUUCUAAUGAUUGUUGCUGCCACGAGAAACUUUCGAAUAGUUUUUGACUUUAGUCGUGAUUCCGUGGAACUUAUUGAUCCAACAGCAAACUCUUCUUUUAAAGGAUCAUAUUAUAUAUCAGGAAGAAUCUAUAUUGGUGCUAAAAAUCUAUUAAAUGAUAAUACGAAAUAUGAAGCUUUAGGGACAUUGGCUCAUGAAUUAUGUCACAAUGCAAUGAAUUUGGUGUUUAAGAAUUUUGCUAAUCCUUAUUCACGAAACGAUGUAGAGACUGUGAAAAAAUUUGAAGAAAUUUCAAAGUUUUGUGAAAAAAAAUCAGACAAGGAAGAAAUCAUUAAACUGGCAUUUUGCAAAUUUUAUUCAGAUUUAGAACGCCAUGCAGAGCUGAUAGUUCGAGUUCCACAUUUGAUUAUACAUUAUUUUAACAACAAAGCAAAAUUUGAAGAAGUUCGUAAAAUAUUUGAAGAUCUUUUCGUUUUUUAUUACGAAACUACAAUAACUCAGCAAAUGAAGAAAGCCCUUCCAGAAAUUGAAGCACAUGCAGAAGCUGAAGCACAGAAAAAUAAGAAAAAGAUAAGAAAUUUAAAAAUAUUUUUAAUAGUCGGAGGUUUCCUGUCAAUUAUAACAAUUGUUAUGGUGAUUCUGAUCUUAUACUUUGCUCUUUCUCCGACAUUUUAUAGUUUCUCAAGUUUAUCAGAUGAUCAAAAAUCGGAUGUUGAAAAUGCAUUAAUUUUGUAUAAAAAUGAAGAAAUUAGAUUCAUUGAUUUAUUUCCAAAAACUUCAGAAGCUUAUAACAAAUUAACUUCUGAUGAUAUUUCAAAAAUGCUUGACAAUGAACGAUUAAACCUCAGUGAUCCUUUGUUUUAUCAUUUAGAAACAAUUGUCACACAUGAUUGGCGGAAUCUAACAAAGAAAUUGCAUGAUAAAUUUUUGAAUUCAAGCUUUUCAUUUCAAAAUGAAACUAUUAAGUUUAUCGAGUUAUUUAAUAUUAAUUCUGAGUCUUUUAAAUCAUUAACUUCAACUCAAAUUAUUAAUGUUUUCAAAGGUGAAAUUUUAAAAGUUCAUAAAAUGAUAAAACCAGAAGCAAAAUUUUAUAUUGAAAGAAGUUUUGUGAAUGAUCAUAUUUUUGAGAUUUAUUAUGAUUUUAUGCUGCAUGUGCAUGGCGAUAGUAAAUUAUCAAAUCCUUGUAUAUGUUACAAUACAACUGGAUAUAACACGACAUUUGACACUUUUUAUCAACAAUUUAUUUCUAAAAAUAUUCAUGACCAAAUGAGCAAAAUUAAGGAAAUUAAUCGUGAUGAUAAUUUUAAAAGAUGUUCAACAUCUGAUUUUAGAGUUAAUACCUUAAUUCCUCUUCCUAAUUUUGAUCAAUAUUCUGUAAAAGCUGGAUACUAUGACAUUUCUGAUUCUCUUGAUUUACAUAAAUCAUAUCAAUUAGAUUUUAAUUCUGUCCUUAAAGAUGCACAAAAAUUAAAAUUUUUCAUUCUCUCAUCGGAUGCAGGAACUGGAAAAACAGCAACAUUUGAGCAAUUUUCUAUUAGAACUAAGAAGACAUUUCCAUCAAAUUGGGUUUCUUAUAUUAACUUAAAAGAUCAUAAGGAACUAUUUGGGUAUGUAAAAGAUUUUGAUGAUUUGUUAGCAAUGCUUGAAAAUAUUUUCGGAUUAAAUUCUGAAAAUGAAUUUGAACAGAAAGUUUUUAAGGAUCUUUUCAAGUCGGGAAAUGUCAUUUUAUUUUGGAAUGGAUUUGAUGAAAUUUCACCAGAUUUUAGUGAAUCUGUUUUAAAUGUUUUAAAUCUUAUUAAAGAAAAUACAAAAAAUAUUCAAUUUUUAUGCACAAGACCUUUGUACUCAGAAAUGUUAAAACUUAAAUUUAUCACAACUUCAUAUGCCUUAAUUCCAUUCGAUAGAGACACGGAAACUAAGUUUUUGGUUGAAUUUUUCAAUACUCAAAAUAUUACAAACAGUCGUGUUUAUAUAGAAAAAGUUUACAAUAUAACUGCAAAGACUGAGUCACAAGAUGAUUUUAAAACACCUUUACUCCUAGGAAUGAUAGCUUAUAUCCCACGUAACCAUAAGUCGACGAAUGGAAGAUUUUAUGUAUUACAUCAAAAUCUUCCAUUACAAAAGUAUGACAUUUGGAAAGAUAAAAGUGUCAUUGUUGCUAAUUUAUUUGCAAGUGGAUAUGACAUAAAUUUACUUUAUCAAAAAUACGCAAUGAAAGAUAGUUCGCAAAUAUUUUUAUCAUGUUUCUCAUGUCAAGUGAAUUUAAAAGUAAUGCGUCGUUUAAAACCGGCUGAACUUACAAACGAUGAAAUCUCACAAAUGGCAAUAUUGUAUAUUAAUGGUCCAAGACAUUUUAAAUUUGUUCAUCGAACAUUUACUGAAUUCUUUAUUGCGCAAUAUUUGAUUCGUAAUCUUUAUAAUGCUUAUGAUGAGCCAUCAUUAGAGGAAGCUGAAUUAAGAAUUCGAAUGUUUUAUUAUUCAUUUUAUUCUCCUGGUGUUGUUAAGUUUAUUGAUUCAUAUCUUCAAGCUGAAAAUAAAUCUCUUACUAUAAACUUUGAUCGAAAUAUUUUGAAGCUUUUUGAAACGAAAUUUCGAAAUUUUUUUAUUAAUGGCUUUUUGCAAGCUCGUGAAUACUUUUCAUUUCCAAUCCUUUUUGAAUUCUUUAAUAAAAAUGAUACAAUUUUAAACUAUCUUCUUCAAAUUGAUGAGAAUGAAACAUUUUAUACAAAGAUUUAUAAUUAUGCUUAUUUUUCAUGGUAUUCAAUUUAUGAUAAUAUUGAAACUUCCAUAAAUCAUUUAGCAUCAAAGAAUUUAAAGAGAGAAAAAUAUAAUAAAUUCAUUAAUGGUCAACAUCAAAAAGGAAUCACAUUAUUUAGUUUAUAUUGUUUGCAUAAACAAGGUAAAAAUGUGAAUUUACAUAAAGAUUUUAAAUCAAAUGAAAUUAUUUUCGAAAGUAAUGAUCCUUUUUUCGUGUAUAAUUCAGUUUUAGAAAACUUGACUGAUGUCGAAUCAAAAAGUUUUAUUCCAUCGAAAACAAUUUUAAAUUACAUCUCCUUGAAUCCAGAAACUUAUAUUUUUGACGAAAUUCUGUGGAUUGCAAUUGAAACUGAAUUAACAAAAGAGGAAUUAAAAUCUUGGAUUUUUGAUAAUAUUGACUAUAUAUCAAUAAUAACACAAAAAUAUCUUUUCAACUUUUUUGCAAAGAAAAUUGACAAAAUAUUUUCAAAUUCAGAAAUUCAUGAAAUGUUUUUGAAUAAAAAGCUUUUACACAUUGCAGCAUCUUAUGAUCCAGAUACAUUCCUAGAAUUGUGGUAUUUUUAUUGCAACCACACUACACCAGAUGAACAGAAACUAAUUUUAACUCAGAAAUCUGAACUUGAAUGUUUAAUUGAACCGCCGUCUUUCGUUCCAAACACAGAUUGCUACUUAAUUCCACCACAUAAUGUCCUUCAGUUUUCAUUGUUUACUUAUAGGCAAAAUUUUGAUUGGAAUUUUGAAACUUUUACUAAAGUCACAAAUGUAUAUAAAAAUGUUUUUAAUAAUACUUUAGAAAUUCAAAAAAUAAUUUCAAAUUCAAACGAUUUUUUGCUUACAUUUAUAAUUUAUCAAGAUUAUGAAUUUUGUGAAAAAUUUGCAGAAUUCUUAAAAGAACUUUUUGUUGAAAACGAAACAGAUUUAAAUGAAUUUUUGUGUAAUAAUAUUGCAUAUAAAAAUUUAGAAACAUUCAAGUUUUUGGCUAGCUUUUAUACCGAAGACAAAAAAACUGGUUUGUUUUUCAAAUUGUUUGAUGAAAAAAAUUGUAAAAAAGAGAAUUUCUAA
This is a messenger RNA of Chironomus riparius, 5140 nucleotides long. Lineage: Eukaryota; Metazoa; Arthropoda; Insecta; Diptera; Chironomidae. The record is from the annotation of a GenBank genome assembly.